Molecule: messenger RNA, 558 nt
Organism: Patella vulgata (common limpet)
Lineage: Eukaryota; Metazoa; Mollusca; Gastropoda; Patellidae
Product: apolipoprotein D-like
Exons: 4
Coding region: 1-558 (185 amino acids)
Source: RefSeq, a predicted model, not a curated record
AUGGUGAGGUUAAUUAUAGUCGUUUUAGCAUGUUUUACAUCUGCGUUUGCGCAGGUGCCUGGUUUUGGUGGAUGUCCAAGCUCUAACACGGUAGCUAAUUUUGACAUUGACAGAUAUCUAGGAAAGUGGUAUGAGGUGUAUAAACUUCCUAACUUGUUUCAAAAAGGACAGACAUGCGUAACAGCUAACUACUCUAUAAAAGCGGAUGGACAUAUUAAAGUAUAUAACCAAGGAUUUUCUAACGGUAAAACAGUUUUUGCUGAGGGUGAUGCCUAUAUACCAGACAAAGCAGAUGCAUCAAAACUUUCUCUUAGAUUUACAAAUGCGGCUCCAUACGGUCAUUACUGGGUCUUGGACACGGAUUACACGACCUAUACUGUAGUGUUUUCUUGUGAGUCUUUGGGUGGAUUAGCUCACAUAGAAUUUGCUUGGAUCCUUACUCGAAACAAUACUAUAAGUGACAGUUUAAAACAGAAAGUGUUCCAAAUAUUUGAGAAAAAUGGUGUCCCUACAAAAUCUCUCACGAAGACAACACAGGAUUGUGGAAAGGAUGUGUAA